Messenger RNA from Macrosiphum euphorbiae (potato aphid), 219 nucleotides. Lineage: Eukaryota; Metazoa; Arthropoda; Insecta; Hemiptera; Aphididae. The record is from the annotation of a GenBank genome assembly.
AUGGAACCGUUUGUUGUUCAAUUUAACAAUAAAAAACUAAGAUUAUGUGAAGAUGAGCCUGGGGAACUUUAUGUUGCUGACACACCCAAUAAAGCAUGCAAUUCUCAAAGUACAUUGCCUGUUCAAAACGAGUGUCAUAUUUUCAAUGGAAAAUUUUUCAAAUUGGUCGAAGGUGAUGGUAAUAAUAUUGGUGCUCAGUCAACAUUGCCCAAAGAUUAG